Molecule: messenger RNA, 1591 nt
Organism: Nematolebias whitei (Rio pearlfish)
Lineage: Eukaryota; Metazoa; Chordata; Actinopteri; Cyprinodontiformes; Rivulidae
Gene: chst10
Product: carbohydrate sulfotransferase 10
Exons: 6
Coding region: 54-1238 (394 amino acids)
Biological process (GO): carbohydrate biosynthetic process; proteoglycan biosynthetic process
Cellular component (GO): membrane
Molecular function (GO): sulfotransferase activity
Source: RefSeq, a predicted model, not a curated record
AAAAAAAAAAAAAAAAAUCUGCGGCAAGAAGAAAGAAAAGACGCAGAAGUUGAAUGGAGUUCACCGCCAUGAAGUCCCAGCGGGAGCGGGAGGAAGCCAUGAGUGGGAGCUUUUCUGGUUUCCAUGGGAAAACUGAGGCUCAAACCAUGCGGCACCACUGGCUGCUUCUCGGGGCUUGUGGCUGGGUUCUGCUCAUCCUGAUGUUCGUCAGCAGGUUCAUCAGCUUCAGAGCUGGAGAGGGUUUUGGGGAGAGACCAGGUCAGAGUUCAACACUGGAAGGGGUGAAUGUGGUGAAACCCAUUCCUGCGUUCAGCCUGGACAAACAAGACCCAACUCCGUCCCACCAGCCUCAGGCCUCCGUGGUGCCCACAGCGGCCGCUUGGCAGGCAGUUGCCGACAAGCGUCUCGAGCUGCUGUCCACCGUGUGUAAAAACAGCAGCCUGAGGAAUCUGACUCACGCAUCCAUCAGCAAGUUCGUCCUCAACCGCAUCUUUGUGUGCGACAAACACAAGAUCUUGUUCUGCCAGACGCCUAAAGUGGGCAACACGCAGUGGAAAAAGGUGCUCAUCGUGCUCAACGGUGUUUUCACCAGCGUGGAGGAGAUCCCCGAAAGCCUCGUCCACGACCACGAGAAGAACGGCCUGCCCCGCCUCUCGUCGUUCACUCCACAGGAAAUCACUCACAGGUUAGACGCUUACUUCAAGUUUUUCAUCGUGAGAGACCCCUUCGAGCGACUGAUUUCUGCCUUCAAGGACAAAUUCGUAAAGAACCCCCGCUUCGAGCCGUGGUACAAGCACGACAUCGCCCCGGCCAUCAUACGAAAAUACCGCAAGAGCCACCGGGAGAGCGACCUCGCCGCCUCCGGCCUGCACUUUGAGGACUUCGUCCGCUACCUGGGCGACGCGGAAGGCCGGCGGCGCAUGGACCGGCAGUUCGGCGAGCACGUCAUCCACUGGGUGACGUUCGCCGAGCUGUGCGCGCCCUGCGAGAUCCACUACAGCGUGGUCGGGCACCACGAGACCCUGGAGCAGGACGCCCCCCACAUCCUGCGAGCGGCGGGGAUCGAGCGGCUGGUGUCGUAUCCCACCAUCCCUCCGGGGAUCACUCGCUACAACCGGACCAAGGUGGAGCACUACUUCUCCGGCGUCAGCAGGCGGGACGUCAGGCGCCUCUUUGCACGCUACCAGGGCGAUUUCUACAUGUUCGGUUACCCAAGCCCCGACUUUUUACUGCGUUGAAGCGAUCCACGUGGAUUAAACGCCUAUUCUCUUAAGAAAUACUCGAGAUCGUUGUGUCUUAUAAAUCCGGCAGGAGGCUGCACCUUAAAAAUCUGCCAUUUUUUAUUGACUUUUUAGUGAAAACGACUGACGGGCUGUUUAAAGUGCUACUGAGGGAAUCCCUAUUUUUCUCGAUGGAACUGGAGGUCAACUUAAAUACCCAACACAGGUUUUAAUAACAGUCAUAUUUACGUUUUAAUAUUUAUUAGUCAUUUAUCUGUAACCCCCGGUGAUGUAGCGAUCCGUUUGCUCUGUCUCGGUCUCCAGUUUCUAUUCUCACAACUUUAGAAGCAAUAGAGAAGCACCUUUUAUAG